This is a messenger RNA of Physeter macrocephalus (sperm whale), 3293 nucleotides long. RefSeq names its product corticotropin releasing hormone receptor 2 (gene CRHR2). The transcript has 14 exons. Gene Ontology annotation, cellular component: plasma membrane; dendrite; axon terminus. Gene Ontology annotation, molecular function: peptide hormone binding; corticotropin-releasing hormone receptor activity; G protein-coupled peptide receptor activity. The coding region runs from base 63 to 1610 and encodes 515 amino acids. Lineage: Eukaryota; Metazoa; Chordata; Mammalia; Artiodactyla; Physeteridae. The record is from RefSeq and is a predicted model, not a curated record. Gene Ontology annotation, biological process: adenylate cyclase-modulating G protein-coupled receptor signaling pathway; cell surface receptor signaling pathway; long-term synaptic potentiation.
GGGGUGGGGGAGGGCGGGACCGCUGUGCUCUGAGGUGCGCUCGGGUCGCAGCCGCUGAGGGCAUGGGGGGUCCCGCGGGGUCCGCGCGCCUUCUCCACGCCUCGCACCCGCUCCUCUGGCUGCUCUGCCUCCUGCCGCCUCUGCUCGGAGCGGCCGGGCCCAGCCAGGCACCCAGAGACCAGCCCGUGUGGAUGCUACUGGAACAAUACUGCCACGCAAUCACGACCCUCACCAACCUCUCAGCCCCUGGCAGCCACGCCGGACGCGCAUUCACACUCCCUCUCGGCGCGCGGCUCUGGGGCGCGAUGGACGCGGCACUGCUCCACAGCCUGCUGGAGAACGACUGCAGCCUGGAGCUGGCAGAAGAGCUGCUCUUGGACGGCUGGGGGCUGCCCCUGGACCCCGAGGGUCCCUACUCCUACUGCAACACGACGUUGGACCAGAUCGGGACGUGCUGGCCCCGGAGCGCGGCCGGAGCUGUGGUGGAGAGGCAGUGCCCCGAGUACUUCAACGGGGUCAAGUACAACACGACCCGGAAUGCCUACCGAGAGUGCUUGGAGAAUGGGACCUGGGCCUCACGGAUCAACUACUCACAGUGUGAGCCCAUUUUGGAUGAUAAGCAGAGGAAGUAUGACCUGCACUACCGCGUCGCACUCAUUGUCAACUACCUGGGCCACUGCGUGUCUGUGGCAGCCCUCGUGGCUGCCUUCCUGCUUUUCCUGGCCCUGCGGAGCAUCCGCUGUCUGCGGAACGUGAUUCACUGGAACCUCAUCACCACAUUUAUCCUGCGAAAUGUCACGUGGUUCCUGCUGCAGCUCAUCGACCAUGAAGUGCAUGAGAGCAAUGAGGUCUGGUGCCGCUGCAUCACCACCAGCUUCAACUACUUCGUGGUGACUAACUUCUUCUGGAUGUUCGUGGAGGGCUGCUACCUGCACACGGCCAUCGUCAUGACCUACUCCACCGAUCGCCUGCGCAAGCGACUCUUCCUCUUCAUUGGAUGGUGUGUCCCCUGCCCCAUCAUCAUCGCCUGGGCCAUUGGCAAACUCUACUAUGAGAAUGAACAGUGCUGGUUUGGCAAGGAGCCCGGCGACCUGGUGGACUACAUCUACCAGGGCCCCAUCAUCCUCGUGCUCUUGGAUCCUAAUGACAAAGUUACGAGCAUCCACCACAUCGGAGACGAUCCAGUACAGGAAGGCGGUGAAGGCCACCCUGGUUCUCUUGCCCCUUCUGGGCAUCACCUACAUGCUCUUCUUCGUCAACCCUGGGGAGGACGAGCUGUCACAGAUCGUGUUCAUCUAUUUCAACUCUUUCCUGCAGUCGUUCCAGGGUUUCUUUGUGUCUGUCUUCUACUGCUUCGUCAAUGGAGAGGUACGCUCGGCUGUGAGAAAGAAGUGGCACCGCUGGCUGGACCAUCACUCCCUCCAAGUCCCCAGGGCCCGGGCUGUGUCCAUCCCCACGUCACCCACGCGGAUCAGCUUCCACAGCAUCAAGCAAACGGCCGCUGUAUGACCCUCAGUACCCUCACCUCGCCCAUCACUCCACCAUCGGGACAGCCUCCCCAUCCUCCUCCAGCACCUUUCUCUGGGUUCUCCUGGCUGCGCAGGCUCUGAUGGGGGCGGAGGGAGGGGGGAGACCAGCUCUCCAGGCCGGCAGGAGGGAGGCUACGCAGCAGCACGAGGGGCUCUCAGGAACCAGGGCCGGCUGGACCCCAAGUCUCAGUGCAAGAGGGAGCUGAGCCGGGAAGUCACGGGAACCCCCGGAGGAGGGUGGGUCACAGGUCUUCAGGCAUUGCCCACACCAGCCUCUCUGGCUGGAUCCUGACUGUCGCCCUGUUCACAGAUGAGGAAACUGAGGCCCAGAGCCAGGGAGGGCCUGCCCAAGUCACACAGCUAGUUCAAGACAGACCUGGGGCUCCUUUGCCCCACUCAUGGCAAAGGUCUUCCCACCAGGGGCGGGGUGAUGGUUGGUCCCACCCCCUGCCUUCUGCCCCUAAGUUCUGUGGCGCCCUCUGCAGUUGGAGGGGAGGCACAGCAGCUGGAGUAAGAGAUUAAUUCCACUGGCUUCGUCCCAGGGACUCUCACUUAGAGAAGCCUCACCUACACCCCAUCCUCCUGCCCCUCGGACCCUUGGAAGGAUGCUGCCUCCUUUCCUGAGAGCCCUCUUCUCAGCCUAGUCCACCGAUUCAGGGCCUUGGGGAGGGGCAGGUGGGGAGGAAGACGUUGCCAGGGCAGCCGUACACGCUUUGACCAACCAACCAGAUACACGGUGUAGGACGAAACCGGAGGAGACGGGUGGGGGACGACAGGCUGGGAGAAGGAGUAGGGUAGAAAUAGCAGAAACCAAAGUACGUCUUUGGUGCCUGGAACUAAUCUCAGCCCACACCGAAGACUGGGCUUCGGCCUCCCCUUCAGAAACAACAUCUCCACUGUCUGUGAAAUAAACUGUGACUCUGUGGAAACGCGGCCUCCCCUCAGGUUUGAAGGCGUGCUGUGGGCCAAGGGCGGUGGGCUGGGUCCAUCAUCAUUUGCAGAGACUCUCGCCCUGGCCUGGGGCCGGUUCUCCCUCUCCACCUGUGCCUGCAGGGCUGUCCCUUAUCGUUUGCCCAGGCCAAUAUCUGCCCCUCCUCCCCAGCUGAAGGCAGUUUAAUUCAGCCUGAAGGAGAGGCCCAGCUCCCCAAGCAGGCCAUGGCCUGUUCGUGUUCUGGAAUCUGGAGGGAAGUGUAAAGCAGCUCCCCUUCCCCCCACUGCAGUCUCCGUGAGCCACAACCAGGGCCAUCUCCAUCUUGGCCUCCAUCUGCCCCUCCCUCCAGGAGAAGGUGCGAGUCAAGGGGCCGGAGGAGCCAUCAGGCUGGGGUUCAAAAGGGCUUUUGCUCUAGGUAUGCCCCCUCCCCCAUUUUUUAAAAAUUAUGUAUCCCAUCUUGCACAUUUUUAAGUUGACAUCUAAUAUUUUUCACAUAAGUUUUAAAACUUUUGAGGGAUGUGAUUGAUUUCUGGCAUUGGUAAAUAUUUACAUUUUAAAAUAAAACUGCCACAACCCUUUAAAGUACAUCUUAGAAAUCCAAACACAGCAGUGAUCUAAUACUCUCAUCUAUUUAAAAACAAAAAAACAAAACCCACAACCUGCUCUUCUUUAACAGUUGGAAAUUUUAGGUUGUUCCUUUUCUCUUUGAACCUAUAUUUUCACUCCAUUCCCCCUACAGAAUUGUUUUUACUAAUGCAGGAUUUUUUACGGUUGCAAGUUUUUUAUCGCUCACCUUAUCAUACUUCUCUGCCACAAAUAUAUAUUUAGAAAUC